Molecule: messenger RNA, 214 nt
Organism: Acaulospora colombiana
Lineage: Eukaryota; Fungi; Glomeromycota; Glomeromycetes; Diversisporales; Acaulosporaceae
Source: the annotation of a GenBank genome assembly
AUGAAGGAUACCCGCAUCCGUCGAUAUCAUGAUCCAAGCUCGAAAGCGUAUUCAGGACGAGCAAAGCGGGUCAUUUGGUUGAAAGAAACCGAUCGUCGUAAACCUCGUAAUGGUCCAGAUCUCGGUACCCGCAAAGGACGCAAAGGGAAGACUCAACAACACGUCGAGAAGUCAUCAAAGAGGGCUGUGCAAGAUGCUGCAGCUGAGGAGAUUA